Ilex paraguariensis (yerba mate) is the source of this 630-nucleotide messenger RNA. Lineage: Eukaryota; Viridiplantae; Streptophyta; Magnoliopsida; Aquifoliales; Aquifoliaceae. The record is from the annotation of a GenBank genome assembly.
AUGUCAGCGAAGUCACCCUCCGUUUAUGGCGCAAUUCCCACCACCUCCGCCAGCCCCACACCCACCUCCAAUAUCAGACGCCCGCCACCACUACCACCACCGUCCGAUUUCUUCUCACGCGCCAAAGCCAAGAUUGCCACGGCCCGCCCCUGGAAAGAGCUUCUCGAUCCCACCUCCUUCUCCCUCCCGUACAGCUACUCGGAAGCCAUGUCUCGUAUUCGCCGAAACUUGGGUUAUUUCCAAGUCAACUACGCAAUGGUAAUGCUGCUUAUCCUCUUUCUUAGCCUCAUAUACCACCCUUUUUCCAUGAUUGUCUUCUUGAUAGUUUUCAUAGCCUGGUUCUUUCUGUACUUCUUUCGCGAGGAACCCCUUGUGUUGUUUGGUAGGAUCGUAGAUGAUAAAGUUGUUUUGGGUGUGCUGGGUUUGGUUACUGUGAUUGCUUUGGUGUUCACUCACGUUGGAUUGAAUGUCUUGGUAUCUUUGAUCAUUGGGGUUGUUGUAGUUGGGUUACAUGCGGCGUUUAGGGGUAUAGAGGACUUGUUCUUGGAUGAGAAUGAGGUAGCUGAAGGUGGGUUGCUUUCGUUUGUUAGUGGCGAGCCAAUGCGACCGGCUUAUACUCGGUUGAAUUGA